Messenger RNA from Homalodisca vitripennis (glassy-winged sharpshooter), 3207 nucleotides. Its product is annotated as alpha/beta-gliadin A-II. The record is from RefSeq and is a predicted model, not a curated record. The transcript is spliced from 7 exons. The coding region runs from base 90 to 1190 and encodes 366 amino acids. Gene Ontology annotation, molecular function: chitin binding. NCBI's taxonomy places the organism in Eukaryota, Metazoa, Arthropoda, Insecta, Hemiptera, Cicadellidae. Gene Ontology annotation, cellular component: extracellular region.
UGGCGGGUAUAUAAGAGCGGACGUCGCUGUCGCCCGCUCGCUGUCCGUCUAUGUGUUUGUGAUUAACUUUUGGGACUUACCGCUUCAAGAUGCGCCUGAGGAUUAUCUUGACAGUCGUGGCGUUGCUGGUCACUCUGGUGAGGACGCAGGAGGACGUGACCGCCGAAGAGGAGACAAGGGAUGACAGAGACAAGAGACAGACACAACCCUACUUCACCGGUGGCCUGCCUAGCAUCAGACCGACCCCUAAACCUCAACCCUUCACCGGUGGCCUUCAACAGACCAAUAUCCCUCGUUUCCAGGGAUUGUUGGGUUCCUCCCCUCAAGGGUUCCGCACUGUGACACCUGUGGACGAGGAGUCUGAAGAGAUCGACAGGAACACCGUGUCCCCAACGCCCUCGCCCUUGGUCUUGAGACAGCAUCAGAGCCCACAGCCAUCUCAAUACAGGCCGGUACCCUCACCCACUCCUCAAGUCGUACUGAGGUCCCGUCCUCAACCUCCACCUCAGCAGGAGUACCGCCGACCUCAGCCCCAGCCUCAACUCCAGGGCCAGAGGCUUAAGUACCCGCAACAACAACUCACCGAGGAACAGCUGGAGGAACUGGAGGAAGAGAAAGAAGAGCCAGACCGUUUGACACUGCUGCUGCCUCAGAGCAAGUUCGAUUGUCACAGUCGUAAUACAGGCUACUACGCUGAUGAGGGGCUAAACUGUGAGGUCUUCCAUUACUGUCAGGACAAUGCUAGGCACUCCUGGAUCUGCCCAGAGGGCUUCCUUUUCCACCAGGUACACCUGAUCUGCAUGCCUCCUAGCAGUGACAACAUCUGCAAGCAAUCAUCACAAUUCCACUUUGUCAACGAAUAUCUCUACCGACCCAUCAACCAAGAUGAGUUCAACACCAAGCCCAAUGUCACUCUCAGAUACUCUGAGCGAUACUAUCCCGACAACUAUUAUGUCGAACAAGAGGGAGAGAGCCGGCCAGUACCAGUCAAGGCCAGCAGACCUGUGCAGCACCAGCAGCCUCAGUCACUCCGACCCACCCCCACACCUCAACAGUUCCGGGUCAACAACCAGGUCUUUCAUUCACCAGAAGAAGUCAACAUUCCCCUACAACACCGUAGACCCGUUAGCUCACAGCCUCAGCCACAGAGGACUUUCCCUACCACAGCCAGUGAUGAAUACGAGUACUAAACUCGUUACUAGAACUCAGUGAGCCACAACUCACAGCUGUAACUCGCUUGUGUUCUCAAAAUUCCCAAGUCUGAUCAAUCCUUAAUGGAGUUAGUAUAGCCAAACAUUCAAAACAAUUAUCACAAAUUUUUGGUUCAAUAAUUCUUUCCAACAAUUAAAUUGACAUAUCUUAAAUAAUAUAGGACAUCUUGACUUCUGACUGAGUCACAAUUCAAAGAUAAAAGGGAGUUACAUUUUGCAACAAUAACUGGUAUAAUUAUAUAAAAUUCAAAGUUCAAAAUUGCCAGCUACUUACAUUUUUAAACAACUUUUAACUUAACUGUAAACACUGAGAAUGAUUUCAAACCUAUACUGUUUCUGCCACUUUUUCCAUAAUAUUUUCAAAGUGUUCUAUAUACUUGCCAGUCAGAGUUUCAACAAGUGUAUAAUUGAAGCUCAGUUGUAAAAUGAUGUGAUGCAAAAAUGAUAAGUGUUUCAGAAGAUAUAUUUGUAUAUACAAUAAGUAUUUUACAAUAAUAUUUGUUUUAAUACGUUCCAAGACAGUGCAUUCUAAAAUUUCUAAAUGCAUAAAAUAAUCUCUUAGUAUGAGUGAAAAUGGUAACUACAUUAUUAACUCAUUCAGAUCAAACUAUGAGACCUGUAGUGGCUGUAUUUACUCUGAGAUAUAUUCAUCCACCAACCCGACUAUAGCUUACUUUAUUGGUAGAGUAAAUACAAUUCCAAACACAUCUUAUGCUUUACACAAUUCCUUGUUUAUUGAUACAUUAUCCCCACUGAAUUAGAAGAAUUUAAUGCAGUCGUAAAAAGAAUAAAAUUGGUUUGGUCUUUGCUAAUUGCACACAAAAGCUUCCACCCCUUCGUCAUUGUCAAAGUGGUGACCUCAUAAUGCUUCUUUUAAGUGGACCAAACAUGUGGAAGUUACAUGAUGAGAGAUCAGGUCUGUAAAGUGGACAUUCAAAUAUUUAUCCAUUAAUUUGGUGCAAUUUUAUUGUGCCAACAUGACUGUGUUUGAAUAAACGUUGACAUGCAGCAAAAUCAUACUUAGAAUAGGCUUAUCUCACCUAUGUUUCACAGCAUCAAGCAGUUGGCUACUGCCUAUUAUGUACUAUACACAGGAAGCAAUCUUACGCUGUUCAUGGAGCAAUAUGUGUCUGCUGUCCCAAGACAUUGUAGCAAGAACUUUCCCUGUAGAAAGAUAGGUUUUGUCUUCGAAGUAAAUGUACUUCCAUACAAACUCAAAAUGAACUUCUUGUUGAAUAUAGCAAUGUAAAAUAAUAAUAUUAUUAUGAAAAAAACGACAUAUUUUACUACUGAACAUUGCACAUAAUAUUUUAUUUAUUUUUAAGCUUGUGUUUGUGCUAUGCUGGCAACACGAAGUCAUAUAUUAUUUGCAACUUAUUGUUAUAGUGUAAUUAAUUAUUCCUAGUGUACCGUACUUGUACUGUUUCUCAAGUAGUCAUUUAUAUAUAAUGAUUCAUUAUAUUUUACUAAAUAUGUUUGUUGUAUUAAACAACUGAAUUGAUACUUCACUGAAUCUCAAAAAUGUUUUUGGCAUUGCAAUCACUUGAAACAAAUUGAAUAUAAUCACAUUGUAAUAAGAGGAUUAACAUUAAUUGAAAAAUGUAUAGUUGUUAAUCAUGUUUUAUAUUAUCAAAGUACUUUGUAUAGAAGAUGCAAAUUUUAAAAAGAUGUUACAAGUAUGAACUGUAAGAUUAAAAAUAGUUUUUAACCGCUUGAUUCAAUAUUAAUUUUUUAUUGAAAUAUAUUUUUUUUAUAAAUCAAUUUAAAUAUUUUGAAAAUGAUCUACAGUAUUUUGUUAGUGAAUAAUAAUCCUUCAAAGCUUUUAUGCAGUAUUAAGCAAAGUUAGUUUUUUUAGUCUUAAAGAGUCUCUUAAGCUAAUACAGUGAUGUAUUAAUGCAAAUAAACAUUACUUGUGUGCAACUUAAUCUAAGUCUAGUAUGUUAUGGAUGUAAAUAGUAAGAAAGUUAAGUACUUUAAUAAAAAAUGUUAAAGCCAG